Molecule: messenger RNA, 402 nt
Organism: Colletotrichum graminicola M1.001
Lineage: Eukaryota; Fungi; Ascomycota; Sordariomycetes; Glomerellales; Glomerellaceae
Exons: 3
Coding region: 1-402 (133 amino acids)
Source: RefSeq, a predicted model, not a curated record
AUGGCCCAGGCCUCGCCUUCAUGGCAGAGGCUGUUGGGGCUGCUGUCGGUGCUGCUGGCACUGCUUCUCGGCGCCUCGGCCGGGUCGCAUGAUGCCGCGGCCGCCGGCUGCCCCGCCGACAUUGCGUUGGCUCCGGAGAACACUUGGUCGUUCGAAUUUGAAAACGGAACCGACGUUGCUGAGACCCAAGCAGAGAGCUCGCAUGUUAGGAACCAGAACGUCGAGGCCCAUAAUAUUGAGGCGACCAGCUUGCACGGCAUGGGCGCCCGAUCUGCUUUCGAGGCUCUUGCCGUCGAGAUCCCGGCCUCAUGCCGCACCCCGAGCAUGAUGAGCUCGCUCAUGGAGCUGCCCAUCAGUUUCGCCAGCCUGCACUUGCAUCUGCAGAACAUCCGAACCAAAUAA